AAAAAAUGCUCAUUCUCUUAAAGGGUCAAGCCCAACUGGCUCAGCAACAACUGCAAAGACAAGUCGAGUUUAUCGUUGCUCAAGCGCAAAAUGCACAAAUUCAAGCACUUCAGCAGCAAGUUGCCUAUCAGCAACAACAACAAGCCCAAGCCCAAGCUCAGGCGCAAGCCCAAGCGCAAGCCCAAGCCCAAGCUCAGGCCCAGGCGCAAGCUCAGGCCCAAGUGCAGGCUCAGGCUCAAGCUCAGGCGGUAGCUCAGCAUCAUAAAGCUCAACAGCAGCAACAGCAGCAGCAACAACAACAACAGCAACACCAACAAGCACAACAA
Molecule: messenger RNA, 326 nt
Organism: Anisakis simplex (herring worm)
Lineage: Eukaryota; Metazoa; Nematoda; Chromadorea; Rhabditida; Anisakidae
Source: the annotation of a GenBank genome assembly